This is a messenger RNA of Dermacentor andersoni, 828 nucleotides long. It is a transcript of the gene mRpS7, whose product is annotated as mitochondrial ribosomal protein S7. Lineage: Eukaryota; Metazoa; Arthropoda; Arachnida; Ixodida; Ixodidae. Gene Ontology annotation, biological process: translation. The record is from RefSeq and is a predicted model, not a curated record.
GCACUGACGUUUCGUUAGGCCACAGUAGGUGCGCUUCAGAAAUGGCCGCUUCCGUCUGUGGAAGCAUGCUUCGCACUGGAAGUGUCGUUUCUCGCAAAUUGUGCCCAGUUUAUGCUACUCAAGUGCGGACUACAGUUUAUGACAAAAAUUAUGUAGAGCCAUUCAUCGGCAAGAAGAAACUGGAGGAACUGGAAGCAUCAGGGGAAGCGGAAGAUUUCAAGUUCGUGCCUGUCAAGGCAGCGUUGAGCGAUGUGUCGACUUCGGUAUUUUAUGACGCUACGCUCAACAAGUUCAUAAACAUGUUGAUGCGCGAAGGCAAGAAAGCACUCGCAAAAGAGAACGUUGAACGAGGACUGUUCAAUGUGAAGCGGAUCCAGCUCGCGAAGUACAACCGCACCACUGAUGAGGAGUCGAAAAGUAAGAUCGAGUGCAACCCUGUAACUAUCCUGCACAAGGCCUUAGAAAACUGCCGCCCAGUAGUGGAACUAAGCCCGAUCAAGCGAGGUGGCAUCACUUACCAAGUACCUGUGCCCAUGACACAGAACAGGUCUCGUUUUCUUUGCAUGAAGUGGAUGAUCGACGCUGUCAACGACAAGGACCCUAAAGUGAGGUUCUAUGAUCAGCUCGCCAAAGAACUGCUGGAUGCGUACAACAACCAGGGACGUGUCGUCAAAAAGAAGCACGAGCUACACAAGCAGUGUGAAGCCAACAAAGCUUAUGCCCAUUAUAGAUGGUCGUAACGGCCUACCUUGCUCAAAUAGACCUGCAUCGAGCGUUCAGCAAGCGCGCUUGGCUAUGUAGAAAAUGAAUAAAUUUUGGUAACCCGCC